Hypanus sabinus (Atlantic stingray) is the source of this 5804-nucleotide messenger RNA. RefSeq names its product prepronociceptin b (gene pnocb). Gene Ontology annotation, biological process: sensory perception; chemical synaptic transmission; neuropeptide signaling pathway. The coding region runs from base 250 to 942 and encodes 230 amino acids. Gene Ontology annotation, cellular component: dendrite; neuronal cell body; plasma membrane. The record is from RefSeq and is a predicted model, not a curated record. The transcript has 3 exons. NCBI's taxonomy places the organism in Eukaryota, Metazoa, Chordata, Chondrichthyes, Myliobatiformes, Dasyatidae. Gene Ontology annotation, molecular function: opioid receptor binding.
GGUACUCACUCUGCCCGCUGACUGAUCUGUCUGUGCAGUCAGGGUAUAUCAGGAGGGAGUGAGGUACAUGGGCAGUGCUAAACCACACAACCUGAUUCUGGAUUGAAGCGGCGGAGCAACUUGCUGUGUGUUUGUGCGUGUGUGUGUGUGUGUGUGUGUGUGUGUGUCUGGGUGUGUGUGUGAGGGUGAGAAACGGAGGUUGAAGUACCCGGUCCGCCGACACUUUGAGGUGAUCCCAACUGAAUCAAUAUGAAGACUUCUCUAUUGUCUUUCGCAGUGCUCUUCCAUCUAAUUCAUUAUUGCCAGGGAGACUGUAAGGCUGAGUGCCUUACCUGUAACAACCUCUAUCAGCAAGAACAGUUCAGUGUGUUGGCCUGCAAUCUUGAGUGUGAAGGGAAAGUUCCAUCUUCUGUCAUGUGGAAAAACUGCAGAAAAAUCAUCUCUCUGUCUCCAUUGUUACCUCUGAAACUGAGCACGUCUCAAGCUGGCAGCCUUCCUUUUGGCAUUGCUGGUGUCUUUGGGACACUUGGCUCGGGAAGUACUCACAAGUUUCUCCAAGCUGUGGAGAAUAUAUCUCCCAUCGGCAACACAGAAGACAUCUAUGAAGAUAAAGCUGAGGCCACAUUUGAGGUGAACAGCAGCCCACAAGAUACAGUAAUGGCUUCAGGCAAGAAGUCUUAUGACUUCCAAGCAGAGUCACUGGCUUCCAAGCCAAACGAAAGGGCUACGAAGAGGAAUCGUGAUAUCAGCAAUUCUGUAGAAGGCGAGAAAAAUUUCCAGAAGAGAUAUGGUGGCUUCAUGGGCAUCAGAAAAUCAGCCAGGAACUGGAGCAAUCUGAUCAGACAGACAAGUCAGAAAAGAUACAGCAAAUUUCUUAAGCAGUAUCUUGGGCUGACCACACGCUCUACUGAAGACAGUUUACCAGGCAACUUGGCUGCAUAAAUGUAAGAUUGUGAGAUUUGGUUUAGCUAAUGCCUAGGUUAGUUUACAGGGGAGUCAGCCUUAACUCCAGCCAAUGUCAUUUUCAUUGCUGCAUUUGAUACUAAUUUAAUCUGGGAGUAAAAGGAUCAUUAUAACUACCACACACAUCAGUUUUCAAAGUCUCCUUUGCUUCUAAAGGAAAAUUAAGAUGAUAAAGUUCAUAUCAUUAGCUGUUCAUUUAAAGAACCAUCACAAUCUUAUAAGAUUUUGAGCAGGACAUGGACCAGGAUUUGUGAGGGAAGUGCAUGAAGUGAAAUGGUGGCACACUCAAGGACAUAAACUCACCAUUGAUUGGAUCUACCUAUAAAAGUUGAUCCUUUAAAUGCUACAAGCUGCUGCUCUGGAAACACAACAGUUGUUUAACUAGACAUAUAUUCAAUGAACCUUCACAGAAUCACACACUGAAAUAACACAGAAGGUGUGUUAGUUCUUUGGUUGAGGUAUUCAAUAAUAUAAUUUUUUUCUAAAACUAAGCAAAAAUUUUACUAUUUAUAAGUUAUUAUCAAAUUGUAAGACCAGAAGACCAAAGACAUAGGAGCAGAAUUAGACCAUUCAGCCCAUCAAUCUCUCUGCCAUUCCAUCAUGGCUGAUUUACUGAUUUACAGAAUUAGACCACUCAGCCCCAUUCUCCUGCCUUCUUGCUGUUACCUUUGACACACUGAUUAAACAAGAAUCUAUCCACAACCAUAUUAAAUAUACCCAAUGAACAGGCCUGCACAGCUGUCUGUGACAUGAUGACUUUGGCCUACUUUAUCAUGUCUCUCCAAGUACCCUUAAACCUCAUCCCUAAUAAUAGACUCCAACAUCUUUGCCAACCACUGAAGUCAGGCUAACUGGCCCAUAAUUUCCUUUCUUCUGCCUCCAUCCCUUCUUAUAGAGUGGAGUGACACAUGCAAUUUUCCAGUCCUCUGGAGCCAAUCCAGAAUCUAGUAGUUCUUGAAGGAUCAUUAUAAAUGCCUCAACAAUCUCUUCAGCUACCUCCUUCAGAGCCCUUGAGUGUAGUCCAUCUGGUCCAGGUGACUUAUCUACCUGCAGACCUUCCAUCUACCCAAGCACCUACUCUUUAGUAAUAGCAAUGACACUCACUUCUACCCCUUGACACUCUCACAGUUCUGGCAUUCUGCUAGUGUCUUCCAUAGUGAAGACUGACAGAAAAUUCUUAUUAAGUUUGUCUGCCAUUCUCCAGCACAAUUUUUUUUUUAGCAGUCUGAUAUCCAUUCUCAUCUCUCUUUCACUCUUUAUAUAUCUGAGUAAAACUUUUUUGUAUCCUCUUUUAUAUUAUUGGCUAGCUUUUCUCAUCUUUUUUCUUUAUGGCUUUUUAGUCACCUUCUAUUGAUUUUUAAAAGCUUCCCAAUCCUUAACCUUCCCACUAAUUUUUGCAGUAUUAUAUCUCUUUCACUUUUAUGCUGUUUUUGACUUCCCUUGUCAGCCAUGCUUGCCUGAUCCCCCCUUUAGAAUAUAUCUUCAUCUUUGAGACGUUUCCUUCUUGUGCCUUCUGAACUUCUCCCAGAAACACCAGCCAUUGCUGUUCUGCUGCCGUUCCUGCUUGUGUCCCCUUCAAUUCAUCCUUGGUCAGCUCCUUUCUCAUGCCUCUGUAAUUUCCUUUACUCCACUGUAAUACUGAUACACCUGAUUUUAGCAUCUUCUUCUCAAACUGCAGGGUGAAUUUUAACAUAUUAUGAUCUCUGCCUCCUAAUCAUUCCUUUUCCUUCAACUCCUUAAUUAGAGUUAUUACAUAACACCAAUCCAGAAUCCUGUGCUGAUUGCAGCCCACUGAAAAGAGCCGAAAGCACUGGAGCUCUUUUUAAACCUCGCGCUGAGUCACUGGCAAAUGAUUCUGGCGCUAAUUUACAGUCUGCUGAAACCUUCUUCCUUAAUCUUGCACAUAUUGCAAUCCAAUAUGCAGUAAAUUCCAGAGUAAAAUAGUUUCUCCUCAUUUUCCUUUGAAUUUGAAGGUUCCUAGUAUGGAUCAGUUUAUCAGAUUGGAUAAUACUAACUUCCCAUUGAAUUGUUCAUCCCCUAUCAUUAUCUCCUGGAAGAGAUAAAUGGCUAAGUAGAGUAAAUCUUCAGAGAGGGUGCAAAGCUGUUUUACCUGGAUCCUGCCUGGACUAGAGAGCAUCUCUUAUGAAGAUAAGUUAGGUGAGCUUGGGCUUUACUCUUUGGAGUGAAGGAGGAUGAGAGGUGACAUGACAGAGAUGUAUAAGAUGACAAGAAGCAUAGAUCAAGUGGAAUAGCCUGUUUCCCAUUCCAUUCUAUUCUAUUUUAUUGUGCUAAUUAUUGUUGGCAUGGAUGAGAAAUUUUAAAAGUCUUACUCUCCUAUCAUACUCUAAGGUGGUCAUUUGACUUACUUCAUUUAAGAGCAUCAGUGGUAAAGUAUAUUUGUUACCAAAUCUGAUCCAGUUUCCCCGUUCUAUUCUUCUAUAUGGACUCACACAAGGCAUAAAAUUUCUGCUGGUUUUACCAGUUUUCUACCAUAUCUUUGAUGAAAGAUUUCGCCUCGUCCCACUCCAUGGACGAUACAUAGACUGCUGCUAAGGUCACUGGAUGUCAGGUGAAUCCUUCACUGUCUUACCAAACCAUCGACUGAGAGCUCCAUUCUCCAGGAGUUUCCCACAGAAAAAUAUUCAAGGAACAAAUAUUAUUGUGACAAAGGCAGUUUGUGAUAAGCCAUUACCCUCCUCAGGCUAGUAGGUCACAUGAGAAUGAAACCAGCGUUUGCAAUUAUUUUACUAGACUACAGUUGCCCUAACUAUGGCAACCAUUAGUUUGGUCAGCUGAAAGGGAGACUUUGCUGACCUGAGGUAUGUGCAUAGCAAAACAGACUCUUUCUCUACAUGCUCCCACUGUUAUAAAGAGAAGAGAUGGUGGACAUUGAAUUAAGGAGAGGUUCAUGGGGCAGAAGAGCAACCACAAGUUAAUGGUAAUGGUCAUGCAGAUAGUCUGGAGAUAUCUGGCAGAUGAAAGAUGGGGUAGUGGGGAACUGAGGAAAUCUACAGAAAAGGCAAGUGAGGAUGCAAAGUCAAUGGCACCACCUAUCUGGAAGCCCUACCACUUAUCAGAAUGCCUUUCCAGCUGUCAAAUUCUUGGGCUGCCAUGUUUCUGUGCUGAUACCAGAAUAAUGCUAUUUGCCAUUUUGCGAUGAUGUAGUCCCUUGUGGCAUGUGUUUGGACUGAGAAAUCCGCACCAGUUUAACUUGGCCCAAGACCUGUAUCCCAUUUACUUCACCUAGAAUAAAUAUCUCUGGAGAGAAGUAUGUUUAAAGCAGACAUUGAUAGGUUCUUGAAUGGUAAGGGUGUCAAAGGUUAUGGGGACAAGGUAGGAAAAUGAGGUUGAGAGGAAUAAUAAAUUAGCCAUGAUCAGAAGGCAGAGCAGACUUGAUGGGCCAAAUGGACUAAUUCUGUUCCAAAGUCUUUUGAUCUUGUGCUUCAAUCUGAAAAAUGUUUGGGAACCUUGUAAAAAAUAUUUGUUGGAAUAUCAUUAAACUUGCUAUAUUAGAAAGCCCAUUAUGCAUAUACACAGGAUCUAAUGUAAUAUCACUGACAUAUGUUGUGAAAUGUGUUGUUUUGUGAUAGCAGUACAGUGCAAUACAUUAGAAAUAUACCAUAAACUACAAUAAGGAAUAUGUAUAAAUAAGUAGUGCAAAAAAAGAGCAAAGGCAGUGAGGUGGUGAUCAUGGGUUGGUUCAUUGUCUGUUCACAAAUUUGAUGGCAGAGCAGUAGAAGCUGUUCCUAAGCUAUUCCCAUGUCUUCAGGCUUCUACAGUCUAAAGUCUACAGUCACAUGAAUUCACAGUUUUGCAAUCCCCCAUUGUUCCUUCCACUCUUUCAUUGACCAAUUCAUCAUAAAAUCUCCAAGUUAUAUAGGUCUCAUGUUUUAGAGUUCAAGACUGCAAACAUUGGCAGCAUCCUCUCCCUAAUCUGGCUGUAGUCACUGGGAUCAGAAAGUAAAUAUGGGACAUAGAAAUCUAUAAAACCAGCUUCUCUGCUCAACCACUAUUACAACUGAACUGUUUUUACUUUUCAACAUCAAUAUAGAAAAUUAUCCUUAAUAACCUUGUAGUCUUUCACUUAUUUUGAAAUCUCCUGCCAAAGGCAUCCAGCGGAGGUUAGUGGUCCACUGUAAUUAAGCCCCAAGGUUUCUUCACAAGCCACAUCUGUAAUCAACUAAUAUCUAUAAUAAUAUUAACAAUCACAGUAAUAUUAACUCAGCUGCACUGCACCAGCUGGUUAUAUUCCACGGGUUAACUCUGUAAUACUGGAGAUAAAGGUGGCAACAAUAUGGCCCUAGAAAAAUUGAUAAAAUCAGUCUGUUUCUCUGCCUCAACCAGUCCAAUUGGUGGUAGGAAAAAGGUCUGAUGGGUGGGCAUUUUGAUCACAACUUACUUCCCUUUCUGUUGGUAAUCCAGAUCAACAUUUGCUGAAACAUAGGGCAUGACUUGAUCUUCUUUUUGGAAAGUUGUAACUGUGUAAUUACUCCCAUAUAAAAAAACAAUCUAACCUCUUUCUUAGGACCUAUCAUCACACUGGUGAAACUACUAAUUCUGGUUUAGUGCUAUGAAAUUCACUCUUUUGUUUAAAAAAGUUCCUGAAUGAAAUUAAUUAACUUACUUGUAUUUGCCUUGUAGUGGGGAGAGCUAUCCAUGAAUAGACAUAUUACACUUUGUUUUGUAAUUUUCAACAGUAAAGGCUGAUUUCCCCUUCAAUAGUUGUGAUUAGUUUGGCUGCUGCAUGCUAUGUGAUCAGCAAAAUUAUUUCUUAAACUGCUUUUCUUUGAUUAUGCACUGUUUUUUUGAAUCUGAUUAAAAGAGACGUGUUCUUGGUUCAA